Molecule: messenger RNA, 1359 nt
Organism: Psilocybe cubensis
Lineage: Eukaryota; Fungi; Basidiomycota; Agaricomycetes; Agaricales; Agrocybaceae
Exons: 6
Coding region: 1-1359 (452 amino acids)
Biological process (GO): rRNA processing
Cellular component (GO): nucleus
Molecular function (GO): nucleic acid binding; 3'-5' exonuclease activity
Source: RefSeq, a predicted model, not a curated record
AUGUCGACGACGAUCUCUAAGGGAAAGGGGAAAAGCGUACCAUCUUCAAAUUGGCUGAAUCUUCAAAAGCAACUAGCAAAAACCGAAAAGAAGGAAUACCACUCUGUCCAAAAGGGUGCAUCAAAGAAGCGACGAAAACUAGAUGGCGCCUCGACUGAAAACAAAUUUUCGAAAUUGUAUAUCACAUCGAACGAACGAGAGUCUUCGACCUUUUCACAAGUGCCAGAAGCCAGCGGAUCUUCUAGCGCUGCUGUCAAAAAUGGGGAAUCAACUUCAUCAUUACAGCAGAUGAUACUUGGCCACACUGAGUAUACCGAGAGUCAGAAACUACCAGGAAAAUACCUCGCAUUGGAUUGUGAGAUGGUGGGUGUGGGUAUAGAUGGCGUCGAGUCUUCCCUUGCCCGUGUGAGCUUGGUCAAUUUCUACGGCGCGGUUAUUUUGGACGAAUUCGUUCGCCAGAAAGAGCGAGUUGUUGACUAUAGAACACAGUGGAGUGGCAUAAGAGAGUCUGAUAUGGUGCACGCAAAACCUUUCGAGGAGGUUCAGAAGAAAGUGGCGGAUUUGUUGAAGGAUAGGAUAUUGAUCGCACAUGCCGUUCAUAACGACUUGAAGGCACUAUUACUGUCACAUCCAAGAUCCCAAAUACGUGAUACCCAAUUCUAUGCAUACAAAUUUGGGCUCUGCAAGACCAAACGCGUCGCUCUUCGCAAUCUUGUGAAACAAGAAGUCGGCCUUACCAUUCAGAGUGGUGAGCACUCUAGUAUCACGGAUGCGCGUGCCACAAUGGCUGUUUAUCGUUUACACAAAAAGGAAUGGGAAAAAGGCAGCCGACCCCAACCUGUAGGAGUGCAUGCCGCCUCCAAGGCCGCAUCAUCGAAGCGAAAAGCGCCCUCACAGUCUGGAUCUGAUGAAGAAGAGGGCGGCGACGGCGGCGACGACGACUCGAGUGACAGUGAAGCACAUUCACGUAGAAAACCCUCACCAGCACUUGUCAAGCCUGUACUGAAAGGGAAGAAUACCCCUAAAGAAUACCCUGGAGGCGGAAGGAAAGGCGUUAGUUCAGGUUUAUCAACAGUCAUCCGUCGCGCGGGUGAAAAGACGAAAGCUGGUGGUGGCGUUAUUGAUAAAGCGACUGUUAAGACAGAAUGGUGGAAGCAAUUGCCAGGCGGUGUUUCUUCUGGUGGUUCCAAGGGUUCUGUAAGCAUUGUAUCGAUUUUUGUUGAAGUCUCGGAUAUGAAACAAAGCUCACAAGCCACUAUCAAUGAACUUAUCGCGGGAAGUGUUGGAGGUGCAGCGCAGGUCUUAGUCGGGCAGCCUCUGGAUACAAUCAAGACUCGGGCUCAGAUUGCACCCAGUUGA